AUGGCGCCGUCAAAAGAAGUUGCCGUCGUUGGCUCUAAUGCCUUGACUUCAAUUGAUCCCGAUCAGACUUUGAAAGCCUCCAAGGCUCUUCUCGCACACAUCAAAAAGGCCGCCAAAGAAACGUCCGAGGAAUCAACCAAGCGUAAUCUACUCGAAGAUGACGACGACGAAGAAACUCCCGUCUGGCUGACCCUCACCACGAAGCGACACAUUGCCGACAAGGCUCGUCUCCAGCCUGGCAAGAUUCCCGUCCCCCACUCCCUCAACACGGACGAGAACAGCACCAUCUGCGCCAUUACAGCUGAUCCCCAGCGAGCAUACAAGAACAUCAUCGGCUCUGACGAGUUCCCCGCCGAGCUGAGCAAGCGCAUCACUCGUGUCAUUGACUUUGGCAAGCUGAAGGCCAAGUAUGGCCAGUACGACGCUCAGCGCAAACUCUUCUCCGAGCACGACAUCUUCCUCGCCGACGACAGAAUCAUCAACCGUCUGCCCAAGGUCCUCGGAAAGACGUUCUACAAGACCACUGCCAAGAGGCCCAUCCCGGUUGUCUUCUCAGCCAAGCGCCCCAAGGUCGACGGCAAGCGAGCCAAGCGAGACAAGACCAACCAGGAUGACGUGAAUGCCGGCACGGCCGCCGAAAUCGCCAAGGAGAUCGAAAAGGCCCUCAGCUCCGCCCUCGUCAGCUUGUCGCCCACGACCAACACCGCCGUCCGAAUCGGCUACUCCAACUGGACGGCUGAGCAAAUCGCCGACAAUGUCGACGCGGUUGUGACUGGCCUGGUUGGCAAAUGGGUGCCUCAGAAGUGGCGCAACGUCCGCAGUAUCUACAUCAAGGGUCCUAGCACUGCCGCCCUGCCCAUAUGGUUGACGGAUGAGCUGUGGAUGGAUGAGAAGGACGUCAUUCCCGAUGAGGAGGUCGAGGCGAAGAAGACUGAAAAGGCCAACGUCGGCAAGAAGCGCAAGUCGCUUGAUGCUGAGGCUGAGACCGAGUCUCCUGCCCCCAAGAAGAAGGCCAAGAAGCAGGACAAGGUCGCUGCUGAGAGCAACGACGACAAGCUGGACAAGCAGAUUGCGGACCGCAAGGCCAAGUUGAAGAAGCAAAAGGCUGCUGCCAAGAAGGCCAUGGAUGACUGA
This is a messenger RNA of Pochonia chlamydosporia 170, 1134 nucleotides long. Its product is annotated as electron transfer flavoprotein alpha-subunit. The transcript is spliced from 2 exons. NCBI's taxonomy places the organism in Eukaryota, Fungi, Ascomycota, Sordariomycetes, Hypocreales, Clavicipitaceae. Bases 1 to 1134 code for a protein of 377 amino acids. The record is from RefSeq and is a predicted model, not a curated record.